GCAUGCACGUGUGGCUGUGUGCGUGUGCCAGGAUCCUGUGUGGCGCAGGUUGACAAAAAAAGGGAGAGCGGGCCCUUCCUUCCUGUCGGUCCAGAUCAUCUGCUGCAGUCAGAGCUCACUGAGGAGGAUGCACUCCGCCUGACGCACAGAGGGAGAGCGAGAAAGUAGAGACAGCCCACCAGAAGAAAAGAAGGCAGGGCUUUGUUAAGCGAGACUAAGACCGAGUGUAGCUUUGUUUUUCAUCGGUUCUUGCCUGCAGUUGACAGGACUGUGACCAUCCUAAACCAAUGCGUUGAUGUGCAUCCUCGCUCUAGUCGUCUACAGUCACUGAUGUCUCAGUGAUGCACUGAGGGCGACGUCAGCGGCAGGGGGUGUGUGCAGUGUCUAGGGCGGCAGUUAACCAUAGGUGUGUGUACCGUACUCUAACCAUGGCGUGUGGACCGUGGGGUUGAGGCCAUGAGGUCAUGGGUUGGGCGAUCGUGACCAUGGAAAAGGACAAGCGGCGGUUCAAGCUGGGCCGUCUGUUGGCUCUGUACAGCCCCAGAAAGCAGCAGCACAAGGCCAGCCUUGUCGCUAUGGCGAGCACCGGUUCACCUGCAGGAAGGAACGGCCGCAGGGAGGAAACGGAGAUCAAGGAGAUCAACAUCACCCAUGUGGUCAAGGAAGGCUCGGAAAAGGCAGAUGCCUCCCAGUUUGAGCUGCUCAAAGUCCUCGGACAAGGAUCCUUUGGCAAGGUCUUCCUGGUGCGGAAGGUGACCCCCCCAGACGACAACCAGCUGUACGCCAUGAAGGUUCUUAAGAAGGCCACGCUCAAAGUCAGGGAUCGUGUGAGGACAAAGAUGGAGAGGAACAUCCUCGCGGACGUGAACCACCCGUUUGUAGUCAAGCUCCACUAUGCGUUUCAGACGGAGGGGAAGUUGUACCUCAUCCUGGACUUCCUCAGAGGAGGGGAUCUCUUCACUCGGUUGUCAAAGGAGGUGAUGUUCACAGAGGAGGACGUGAAGUUCUACCUGGCAGAGCUGGCCCUGGGUCUAGACCACCUGCACGGCCUGGGCAUCAUCUACAGAGACCUCAAGCCAGAAAACAUUCUACUGGAUGAAGAGGGACACAUUAAACUCACAGAUUUCGGCCUGUGUAAAGAGGCCAUUGACCAUGAGAAGGCCUACUCCUUCUGCGGCACGGUGGAGUACAUGGCCCCCGAGGUGGUCAACAGACAGGGACACAUCCAGAGUGCUGACUGGUGGUCCUUCGGAGUCCUCAUGUUCGAGAUGUUGACGGGAGCGCUGCCGUUUCAGGGCAAGGACCGCAAAGAAACCAUGAACCUGAUUCUGAAGGCGCGCCUGGGAAUGCCUCAGUUCCUGAGCACAGAAGCCCAGUCACUCCUCAGGGCUCUGUUCAAGAGGAACCCAGCCAACCGACUAGGAUCUGGGGCCGACGGUGCAGAAGAGAUCAAGAGGCAUACGUUCUUCUCCACCAUAGACUGGAAUAAACUCUUCCGGAGAGAGAUAAACCCCCCGUUCAAACCUGCCGUGGCUCGCCCCGACGACACCUUCUACUUUGACACCGAGUUCACCUCACGCACCCCCAAAGACUCCCCAGGUGUGCCCCCCAGCGCUGGAGCCCACCAGCUCUUCAGGGGCUUCAGCUUCGUAGCCGCCGCCAUGCUGGAGGAGGAGGGGUCUGAGGAGGCCAGCCAGCCCAAACCCCACCCGGUGGUCCAGCAGCUGCACGGGAAGAACCUGUUGUUUAGCGACGGCUACGUGUUGAAGGAGGACAUCGGCAUGGGCUCCUUCUCUGUGUGCAAGCGCUGCAUCCACAAGGCCACCAACACAGAGUACGCUGUCAAGAUGAUUGACAAGACCAACACAGACGCCUCUGAGGAGAUUGAGAUUCUGCUCCGGUACGGCCAGCAUCCCAACAUCAUCACUCUGAAGGAUGUGUACGACACCGGGAAGCAGGUGUACCUGGUGACGGAGCUGAUGCGUGGGGGCGAGCUGCUGGACCGGAUCCUCAAGCAGAAGUCCUUCUCCGAGAGGGAGGCCAGCGCAGUGCUGCACACCAUCACCAAGACCGUGGAUUACCUCCACGCACAGGGGGUGGUGCACAGAGACCUAAAGCCCAGUAACAUUUUGUACGUUGACGAGUCGGGAAACCCAGAGUCCAUCAGGAUCUGUGACUUUGGCUUCGCUAAGCAGUUACGCGCUAACAACGGCUUGCUGAUGACACCGUGCUACACCGCUAACUUUGUAGCGCCGGAGGUGUUGAAGCGACAGGGCUACGAUGAAGGCUGCGACAUCUGGAGUCUAGGGAUCUUACUGUACACUAUGCUCGCUGGUUUCACUCCAUUCGCCAACGGCCCAGAGGACACGCCCGAUGAGAUCCUGAGCAGGAUAGGAAGCGGCCACUUCAGUCUGAGCGGAGGGAACUGGGACGACGUGUCCAGCGCGGCAAAGGACCUGGUGUCCAAGAUGCUGCACGUGGACCCCCACCAGAGGCUCACCGCCAAGCAGGUGCUGAAGCACCCGUGGAUCCUCCAGAGGGACAGCCUGCCCAACAGCCAGCUCCCGCACCAGGACCUCAAGCUGGUCAAGGGUGCGAUGGCCGCCACCUAUUCGGCCCUCAAGAACUCCCAGCCCACGCCGGAGUUGAAGCCCAUCGAGAGCUCCUUCUUGGCCCAGCGACGCGUUAAGAAGCUGCCCUCCACCUCACUGUAGAGACUCUCAAGCAUUCAUUGGCUGAACCGGUGACCAAACCAAAUCCCCAAGCUCCGCCUCCGCCUCCCCCUCCACUACCCAAGCUCCACCCCCUCACUGGCUUUAACCAAACAAGUCAGCGUCUUUCGAGCACUCCACCGUCGUCUAACCAGCCAAGAAACAGUGACACUGUGGUUCUGUGCAACGCCCCCCUACUUGUCUCUUGUGCCCUCCUUGCUGUUAACUUUCAAUGGGCAAAAGUGUGUGUGUGUGUGUGUGUGUGUGUGUGUGUGUGUGUGUGUGUGUACGCGUGUGAACGUGCGUGCUUGACUGUCUUCGUGACCCCCGCCGCAGUACAGCAGCACAGAUUCGUCGUCCUCUUCUUAUUACUAUUAUUGUUUUCACUAUUGACACUGGAAGUGUUUUCCCCCCCCCGCUCUUGGCCUCGCUCUUCUUGAUUGUUGGUCCAGCCUGUUGCACGCCUGGCCUGUCGUCCCGCUCCCGGCUCUCUCUCUCUCUCUCUCUCUCUCUUCUGAUCACGACGAGCUUUAUAUACACACCAUGCCAGUGGACGCGCUUCACAAGUGAACCCACACCCACUUGUGACGACGGCACGGAAACCAACGCCGUACUGUCCAACGGCCCCAAAAAUAAAAGAAUCAGUGGUUAUGGUAGAAAAAUAACAAUUCUACCAUGAAUGUCUUUUUAGGUUUUUGGGACGGCUGGAAUAUGGUGUUUAGGGAACAACAACAGUGGAAUGUAAAUGUUUCGGCCCACGUCAAUCAACGCUUAGUACUUUGUUUGACACCGAAUGUGUGCGUGUGUGAGCUCACGAGUGUGUCCGUUGCACGACUUGGAGGUGUGUGUGUGUGUGUGUGUGUGCGUCGUCUUGUGGGUCCGCUGCAGGGUUGUGUGCAUGGUCCCGUGCAGUGAUGAUGUAAUGUGGCUUCCUCUCCCUCCAAAAUCCUUUGAUCUGAUUGGUCUACCUGCUGCAAAAAUAUGUUUUUUGAGAUUACGUGUCUUGUUAUAUAUUUUUUUAUAAUUAUUACUUAAGGAUACAAAAAAAGGAAUCUAGGGCGGUUUCUGUGAAAGAAACUUGUCUUUGGACAUUGUGGCAUGUUAAUCUGUUUUCUUGUUCCGUGGAGUUAUUUUUGACACUUUUGUCCGUGUUGCUUGGGUUAUCCGUAUAGACUGCCGUUUUCCUGUGUUUUGCCGCUUUUGUAGUUUAUUUUUUUGUUUUUCUUCUUGGUCAAAAAGAAAGUUGUGAAUUAAAUGGUGAAAGAUGUUCAGCACAUUGCAGGAAGGUGAACACCAAGCUCUGUAUAUGUCGAAAAACUGACUGUUCUAUACUGUUCUCCGCCACCCCCCAUCUCCCUCCUGGGUCACUUGACAGUUGCAUUUUGUUCCUCAAUCCACUAUUCACCAUGGAAACACUGUCUUCAAUGGCUUCCACUCUAUUGGCAAAUCUACUGAUCUCAUGAUCUGUGAUUCUUUUCAUUCUGUUUUCUUUUAGGUUACCGGUUAUUAUAUUGCUGGUAUUUAACCAUUAUAUGAAACAUUUGAGGAAAAAAUUAUUGUUUCAUGAAAUGCUUGAUGUGUCUCAUUAGUAGCUUCAUGGGAUGGGUUCUUGCUGAAAGUUCUGUGCCUAGACCCGCAGGUGAAGCAGAAUGUCUUUACAUGAGAAACACAUUAUGGCCGCUGGCCCAGGAUAACCCAUCUGCUCUAGGAAAGAGCAGUCCUACAUGAUUUACUAGUUGCCUCUGUCCACCAAGCAUCGGAAUUAUGUCAUUCUCGACGGUCGCAAAUCGUUCCCCAAUUUUAUGGCAGUAAGUGCAUAUCAAUGAUAAAGAAAAUAUUGCAUCGUAAAGAUUUUUAUAUCUUAAAAAUAUUGAAAUAAAAAUACUGUUGCUAUGACAAAA
This is a messenger RNA of Gadus morhua (Atlantic cod), 4612 nucleotides long. RefSeq names its product ribosomal protein S6 kinase a, polypeptide 1 (gene rps6ka1). The transcript has 21 exons. Gene Ontology annotation, molecular function: ATP binding; magnesium ion binding; protein serine/threonine kinase activity. The coding region runs from base 465 to 2714 and encodes 749 amino acids. Gene Ontology annotation, biological process: protein phosphorylation; intracellular signal transduction. The record is from RefSeq and is a predicted model, not a curated record. Lineage: Eukaryota; Metazoa; Chordata; Actinopteri; Gadiformes; Gadidae.